UUCGAGAACCCGUUUAUAAUUUGCCCGUGUCAUGGGCGUCCAUCAAUCACUCGAGCAUACAAUAGAAACUAUUCAGGCGCGGGCGAAUAGAAAGCGAUACGAAAUGUAAAAUUAAAAAAAACUGAAAUGAGAGAGGCAUCUGGGGAGAUGUUUGGUCAAAACAGGUAUUUGCUAUGUUUAAUGGGUUUUUAGUUUCCUAUAGUUUAUUCAGUUAGUAACUAUUUUUAGUAAGUCUUAAAAGAGCUAGAAGAGUCGUAACACAUGAUAUUUAAAACAAAUCAAAUUUCACACUUCCAAUUUCGCUCGCCAUUUUAUGGGUAUUAAUUAAAAGGGCGUGUGCCAUAAACCGUGAAGUUUAAAAUGUCCGAUAACGCAAUCCCCUUGAAAACAUAAUCUGUGGAGUGAAGGAGCUUUGAGUGCCUACAGUGAACGUGACGCAAUCGAAUUGAAUAUUAUCAAUUACGCGACUUGCAUUUGAUUUCCUUAGUCAUUGCCAAGAUCGCGCUGAAUCAAGAUCGCUGAAUGCAAAUACUCGUAUAUAAACAAAUAUAUACAGACGAUCGCACACAUGCCAGGCUUUUGUUUAUCAAUAAGCCGAAAUAAUAAAACUACGACGCGCCAGUUUGCCAGCCAGUUGGUGGCUUGGUUAUUCAUCUAUUGCCGGCUCGGGUUCGCUAUUUGUUUUCCCAGCGAGUACUAUAUAUAACCGGUUUAAAGUGUUUUUACAGAUUUUAGUUGGACAAGUGGGGCUCAGGCUAAGGCGACUUAUAUGGGGGCCUCUCGAAAUCAGCGAGGAGCACAUGUCGGUCUUAUCUAACGUGUAAUUUAUGGGCAGCUAGCACGGUGGUUUCGGUGGUCGCCCCACAAUUACUGCUAACUGCCAAGCCAAAUAACACACAAUUAUAUCUAACUAUCUAUAUAGAUUGUAGUACUAUGAUAUGGGGUUUUGCCGAAAAAAUACCUGGCCCGAAAAUGAGAAGAGUGCUAAUUCCCUGCUUUUGAAAAUCUCAAUCUCUGAGCUCAUGCAAAUAUACACCGUAAAUUGCAACGUCAAUCAAUAAUCUGGGCUUCUGCUGCGCACAUUGUUGACUCGCCUCGAAUCGCGCUGUUCAGUUGCGCAAAGUGAACCUAACUCAGCUCCCUGUGAUGCACCUGUCGCCCGGGCAACUGAAAGUGGUGCUCAUUUUGGCCCUGCUGCAGGAGCUGCAGGUGAAGCCGCAGCGGGAGGUGUUCCAGGAGCUCUUCGAGAAGGAUCUGCGCUUGUGUCCAGACUGUUUCUUCGGACAAAGUGAGAUGUGUGGGGAAAUCUUUCAGAGAAUUGCAGAGCCCUCGGAUUGGAGUAAACUUUGGAAAGCCAUUUCCUUGCUCGUUGAUCGUCGAGCGAUUCAUUUCCUAAGUCUUAAAAACCAGAAUCAGGUGGUGGCCAAGAGAAAGAUCAUUGAUGCGCAGAUCGAUCAGAUCAAAAAUGUGAAGAAAGCAUUCUUCGAACUAGAGGAGCGACCUGGUGGCUUCCAUCUCUGCCGAACUCCGGCAAGGAAACCCCGCUUCGUUUCGUACUUGGAGCAGCGUGGACAUGCCUCCGCCAGUGUGUGGUUCUACAUGAUGCACUACGUCAGUCCGCUGCUCAUGAAGGAACUGUAUCUGCAAGGCUUUCCAGUGCCUACCACCUACGCCUCCUGCGGUCUCACACAUUUCCAAUCCUACGCAGGACGUACGUUGCCUAAUUACUUCGAAGCCGAAGAAGGUCUGCGUGUGGAGCUGGCUCUCCAGUUGAUCCAGCUCUCGCUCAAGCUGACUUUUGGCUUCUCGGACUUUCGCAUUAUUUUAACCGAUUUCACCGGCGAUAAUUUCGCUUACGACGAACAUACCAAAAAGGUGUACCUCAUUGAUUUGGACUCCGUGGUACUGGUGGACGCUUCAACCACAACAGGACAAGCCGAAAAAUACGAGCCUCUGCCCGGCGAGGGAUUUACAUUCGAUGUCUCGGCUUUUUGCUCCGGCCACCAGCUGGAUGCCAAUAUCUACCAGGCGUGCCUUUUGCUAAGGGAUUACUUGCUUAAGAAUCUGGACAACGAAAGGCUGCAGCUGCUCCUGGAGCAGUGUGUGGCAUGCCAAGAUGACUUCUGUGAUAUGCGUUUCCAACAUGCUUACGACCUAAUAAAAGAGCUCGAUAGCAAAAAUUAGAGCCAAUCGUUGGAGAUCCACUAGUAAAUAAUCGUUUAUAAUCAUAAAACAUA
Messenger RNA from Drosophila teissieri, 2237 nucleotides. RefSeq lists its product as uncharacterized. Lineage: Eukaryota; Metazoa; Arthropoda; Insecta; Diptera; Drosophilidae. The transcript is spliced from 2 exons. Bases 1147 to 2184 code for a protein of 345 amino acids. The record is from RefSeq and is a predicted model, not a curated record.